Molecule: messenger RNA, 1108 nt
Organism: Nerophis ophidion (straightnose pipefish)
Lineage: Eukaryota; Metazoa; Chordata; Actinopteri; Syngnathiformes; Syngnathidae
Exons: 3
Coding region: 1-789 (262 amino acids)
Biological process (GO): negative regulation of BMP signaling pathway
Cellular component (GO): AMPA glutamate receptor complex
Molecular function (GO): protein binding
Source: RefSeq, a predicted model, not a curated record
AUGUACUUUUACACCUUUGGCUCCGCCCCCUUCCCGGCGUUCAACUCCCACGACGUCUUUGUGCAGAAAGUUUCAAAGUUUGAACAACAAUGUGACAAAUACUCCGCUCAACUUGUUUCUCGCGCUCUUGUGUCCAUCAUGAAGAUGUGGUUCAUCUUCCCAGCGGUGCUUCUUUGCACGACAGCCGCCUUUGACUCGGCGGUGGGCGGCCAGCAGCAGCCGGGGGACCCGGGGGAGGAGAGCACCUGCGAGGCCAACGGCAGCCUCUACUACGCGGGGGAGUGGUUCUUCCUGGACUCGGACCACUGCACCCAGUGCGAGUGCACGGCCGAGGGCUCGGUGUGUGUCCGCACACAGUGCACCUCCCUGCCGGCGGCGUGCAUCCACGUGAGCCGCUACCCCGGGGACUGCUGCCCGCGGUGCGAGAGGACGGGUUGCGAGUACCGGGGGGAAGUCUACGAGCUCGGCCGCGACUUCCAGCCUACAGAAUGUGAGCAGUGCACGUGUGCCAGCGAUGGCAUCGCCCAGUGUUUGGUGGCAGACUGUGCUCCUCCCCCGUGUGUCAGCCCCGUCUACCUGCCAGGAAAGUGCUGCCCCGAGUGCACUGAGGGUCCAAAUUGCUACGUGGACUCAUCUCACAGCCAGGUGAUUCCUGCCGGGCCGCCCGUCUGGGUGGACUCCUGCACCAAGUGUCGUUGCCAUGACGGCCAAGAUGUCAGCUACUGGGAGGGAAACCGCUUGGCCACCUGCUCCCGCCUGGAAAACUGCACUCUUCAAACACAAAAGUGAUGGUGGUGUCUGCAGAGGAGCAGCUGGCAUGUUUCUUACGCACAACACAGUUGGAUCGGUCGCACGCCGUCCGUCUUCACUAAUGAGCUUAGUGCAGCAAUUUUGGGGCAAGACCACAGAUGCAAACCAAAGAUGGUCUCUGGCUACUCUUCAGUGUAUUCUCAUGUCCCUCAGAGACACACAAGUGAAGGCAGGGCAGCUCAGCUACAGGGAGUACAGAAAGUAUUCACACCCCUUUACAUUUUCCACUCUUUGUUUCAUUGUAGCCAUUUGUAUUAGGCCUUUUAGUUUAGCAAAGCAAUAAACAUGUUAGGUCAUC